This is a messenger RNA of Penicillium malachiteum, 273 nucleotides long. RefSeq names its product protein transporter TIM9 (gene tim9). The transcript is spliced from 3 exons. Lineage: Eukaryota; Fungi; Ascomycota; Eurotiomycetes; Eurotiales; Aspergillaceae. Bases 1 to 273 code for a protein of 90 amino acids. The record is from RefSeq and is a predicted model, not a curated record.
AUGGACGGUCUCAACGCAACUGAGCAGCGCGAGUUUGCCAACCGCAUGGAGCGGAAGCAGCUGAAGGAGUUUAUGACUAUGUACUCCAAGAUGGUCCAGCGCUGCUUCGACGACUGUGUCAACGAUUUCACCACCAAGUCUCUCAUCAACCGUGAGGAGCAAUGUGUCAUGCGCUGUGUUGACAAGCACCUGAAGAGCUCCGCCCGUCUGCAGGAGCGCUUCCAGGAACAGAACGCUGCCAUGAUGCAGAGUGGUCAGAUGGGUCCCCAAUAA